This is a messenger RNA of Polypterus senegalus (gray bichir), 1414 nucleotides long. RefSeq names its product transcription factor A, mitochondrial (gene tfam). Bases 127 to 972 code for a protein of 281 amino acids. The transcript has 7 exons. The record is from RefSeq and is a predicted model, not a curated record. NCBI's taxonomy places the organism in Eukaryota, Metazoa, Chordata, Cladistia, Polypteriformes, Polypteridae.
CUUUACCCACAAUGCACGAGGAUGAUAACAAAACUAAGCGCCUAAAGUUUGUACGCUGGGGUUAGGACAGAGGAUAAGGAGAGUUGAUUCUCUUUUUAUAUUUAAUGUUUACUUAAAACAGUAGUAAUGGUCUCUUUAAUUUCAAAUGGAGCUGCGUUUUUUUCGAAAGCUGUUGGCUUCUUGAGCACUCGGUCCUUCACAAGGUGUACUUGUGAAGUGAUGAAGAAAGUCUCUUUCAGCACAAGUUCUUUAAAUCCUCCCAAAAGACCACUGACUGGAUAUCUCCGAUAUGCAAUGCAGAAACAGCCCAUACUAUUAAAACAAUAUCCAGCAUUACGAAUUGUGGAAAUAACAAAAAAAAUUGCACAAGAAUGGAGAGGAAUGACACCUGACCAGAAAAAGCCCUUUCUGGAGGCAGCAAGUUUAGCUAGAGAAAAAUAUAAACAAGAUAUAGAAAAAUUUAAUGCACAGCUAACUCCAGCCCAAGCAGCUGCAUUUAAGGAGGAGAAACGUCAGAAAAGAGUUAAAAGAAAAUUAAUGAGAAGAAAGAGGGAGUUAACAGUGCUUGGGAAGCCUAAACGACCAAGAUCAGCAUUUAACAUUUUUAUGGCUGAACACUUUGUAGAGGCUAAAGGAGUUUCAUUACAGGAGAAGAUGAAGGGCUUGUUUAAUGAAUGGGUGAGACUGAAUUCUUCUCAAAAACAGGGCUAUAUGCGACUUGCAGAAGAUGACAAAAUACGCUAUAAAAAUGAAAUCAAGUCUUGGGAGGACCAUAUGAUUCGAAUUGGACGGGAAGACCUUGUACGGAAGUACAUAUCUACAUCUGUAAAAGCAAAACAUACAAAAAGGGCAAAGACAAAGGCCAAACUGCAGAAACGGAAAACUAAAGAUAGACCUACAACAUCCAAAAAACCUACCUUAUCUGCAGCAAGAGCAAAAAGGGCAAAGAAGGCAAAAAAGAGGGAGGAAUAACUCUGCAAAAAGGAGUUCCAUAGUUAUGCCCUCCAGAUGUAUGUUUUCAAAUAACUAAAUGUAUUUUCCUUGUAUUUACUUAAACUGUGAAUCAAUAUUGAACUUGAAGGAAUUGUUCAUGUUUUCCAAAAGUAAGAAAUCUUUCACAUCAGUUGUCAGUAUGUCAUGUGCCACAUUCCAUAUUUUAUGUGGUUUUGACAAGGAUGUAAACUAGAUACCAUGGUACAUUUGGAGCAGUAUAAUAAUGUGAAGAUGCAAUCUGUAUUGAACUGUUGAUGAAGGAAAGGUAAAAGUAUAAAGGGGUUGCGAAGUGCAUUACACUUUCCGAAGUAUCAUGUUAUGUUUUUUUGAUAUUGCAAGGUGUAAGAAAAAGCAACUCCUCACCAAUCAGUUCAUAUUUUGUACUUUUUAAAACUAAAUAAAUAUAAUCUUAAAUGUUGUA